AUGCCAGCAGCCGACUCUACGACGACGAUGCAACCCAUCUCUGGACCGAUCCCUGUCCCCGGAACCCAGCGGCAGCCUACCACGCCCCCAGUCUCGGAUAUCGGCGCGCACCUCAGCAACACUACUAGUUCUUCUGGAUCCUCGACUCCCACCAACGCCGUCUCCCCUCGCACCUCUGUCAUCGGCAAGAGCCAAACCGUGAACCACCGCCACCACCACCACCACCAACGCGAAUCCUCCGUGAACUCUACUCCUUCUACAGCCGCGCAUAACCAGACCCACCACAACACCCACCACCCUGACCAUCAUCAUCGUCAUAACAAUAACGCGAAUAGCGGUCUGCGCCGGUUCCCGAGCAUUGGCAACACGUCCAAGCUGAAUAUCGAGAACUCGACGCUGAGGGCCAAGAUUGUAGAGUUGGAACGGUAUCUGACAGGAUUGAAGGAGGAGUUGAUUUUGGCCCAUCGACAGGUUCAUGCGCAGAGGGCUGAGAUUAAGAGUGAGAAGGAGGUGAAGGAGGGGGAGAUUAUGGGGUUGAGGGAGAGGGUUUUGGAGGUUGAGAGGGAAGUUAGGGUGAGGACGGAGGAGUGCGAUGGGUUGAAGGCUCAAUUGCAGGCGGCGAGAAUCCAGGAGGACACCACGGAGAAGGAGGCAAAAGGGAAGAAGAAGGGCGAGGAGGUAGUGUUAGAAGAGAAGGCGACAAAGGAGGAACAGGCACAACCAGCAGGAGCAGUGGCAACAACAGAGGCACCGACAGCCACGACGGCAGAGAGCAGCAGCAGUGUUGAUCUGGACCGGAUCAAGGCUCUGGAGGAGGAGAAUGCACGCAAGGAUGCCCAGAUCAAAGAGCUGUUGGAGAAGGUCGACCGUCUAGGCACAGAGGUAUUGAACCUUGAGCGAGAAAAGGCCCGUCUAGAGCAACCCCUCACACCAGAGCCCAUCCUCGUUCCUGUUGCCAAGAUCGAGACCGCCGUUGGGGCAGCUCCAGUGCCAAAGAGCGCCACAUUGGAGAGCAUCGUCCCUAUCACGGCCGCAGCCAUUAUUGCCGCAACAACCUCUCAAUCAGCAUCCGUCCUUUCUGGCACCACCUGCACUGAUCGUGCUGCUGGUGAUCUGACAGAGUCCGCCUCUAACAACAGCCUCAAGUCUUCCAGCACCUCACCCAGCUCCGUCGAGAGUAACUCUGACCUCAAUGCCCUCCAGGCUGCUCCAGUUGCUUGUACAGUCAACAGUGUCGGUUAUGAUUUCGCGGUCGAGCAUCCCAAGUUGUUGGCCAAGUUCCAAGCUCUAAGAAUGCAGCAUGCACAGGCGUCCGAGUAUGUCGAUUCGUUGGAGAGCGAGAACCAGGAUCUCAAGGUUCAGUUGUUGGAUGUCUGUGCCGGAUCUGCACUCGUUGCUUGA
Linnemannia hyalina is the source of this 1401-nucleotide messenger RNA. The record is from the annotation of a GenBank genome assembly. NCBI's taxonomy places the organism in Eukaryota, Fungi, Mortierellomycota, Mortierellomycetes, Mortierellales, Mortierellaceae.